GGUUCGAAUGACGAACCCUUGCUUAUGGAAACACGUUGAAUCCGGCCCGGCACAACUCCGUCAGCUGGCACUCGGGCCUCUCGUACUUGUAUGUCACUUUUGAAUCUGCAAUUCACCACCACAAGCAAGAAAAUCAAGAUGGCCGAGCACCUGGGAGCCGCUAUCCGUGAACGCUACGCCUGCAAGGCCUUCCUGCCUGAACCAGUGCCAGAUGAGACGCUCCGGGAGAUCCUCAAACUCACUCAGCGUAGCCCUAGCGGGUUUAACACUCAGUCCUGGGUUUGCAUUGUGCUGCGUACGGCCGAGGACCGCGCAGCACUGACGACUGCCAUGAUAGACAGCAACGUCCGCAAGGUCAACGAGGCCCCCGUCGUGGUCGUCUUCGCCGCCGACUGCGAGCCUAGUAAGAACGUGUCGCGCAUGCAGCAGCUCAACCGCGACAAUGGUGCGCCGGAUGAGUUCGUGAACAAAAUUCCGGCCCUUGUAGAGCUAUUUUCGGGCGAGCACAACCCGGAGGUCUCGACCGAGGCGUGGGCGUACAAGCAGGCCACGUUCGCUGCCGCAACCUUCUUGUAUGCUGCCCAGGUGCAUGGCCUCGCUACGUGCCCGAUGGAAGGAUUCGACCAGAUCCGUGUAAGAAACGCGCUGGACAUCCCGGACCGCUACGGUGUGCCUGUAGUGAUCGCUCUUGGCCACGCUAACCCGGACGCCAAACCUGAAAAACCUUCGGCGCGACUAGACCCGACUGAGAUCUUCUUUGACGGAAAGUUUGGCAAUUCAAGUGAGAAGAUUUUCUCCGACAAGUAACGAAAGUAUGGACUCUAGCUAGACAGCUAACCUGUUUACAGUUUUUAACACACACCUUAACUGGGCAUCUUAGCAUGUGUGUGACCGCUUACCAUUGAGCGUUGCAACACACCAAGUUAAGCCCUUUGUUCUUAUCUUC
Messenger RNA from Phytophthora nicotianae INRA-310, 946 nucleotides. RefSeq lists its product as hypothetical. Lineage: Eukaryota; Oomycota; Peronosporomycetes; Peronosporales; Peronosporaceae. The record is from RefSeq and is a predicted model, not a curated record. Gene Ontology annotation, molecular function: oxidoreductase activity. The transcript is spliced from 4 exons. The coding region runs from base 91 to 807 and encodes 238 amino acids.